Messenger RNA from Colletotrichum chrysophilum, 591 nucleotides. RefSeq lists its product as uncharacterized. The coding region runs from base 1 to 591 and encodes 196 amino acids. The transcript has 3 exons. NCBI's taxonomy places the organism in Eukaryota, Fungi, Ascomycota, Sordariomycetes, Glomerellales, Glomerellaceae. Gene Ontology annotation, cellular component: intracellular anatomical structure. The record is from RefSeq and is a predicted model, not a curated record. Gene Ontology annotation, molecular function: oxidoreductase activity, acting on NAD(P)H, oxygen as acceptor.
AUGUCGAGGUCUCUCAAUCCUAUGAAUGGAGGCGACUUCAUUCACGACGAUGAACGGAAGUUGGACGGUGGCUCUGUAUUGUCCAGACUUUCCCUUGCCAACAAGACAGCUAUUAUCACUGGUGCAGGUGGCGGAAUCGGAUACUCGGUGGCCGUUGCAUAUGCAGAAAUGGGAUGCAACAUUGCCAUAUGGUACCAUACAAACAGAGAGGCGCCGAAAAGGGCAGAAGAGCUUUCUGAGAAGUACAAAGUCAAAUGCAAGGCAUACCAGGUUGAUGUCAGGUUGUGGGAGGCUGUGGAGAAGGCCACCGACCAAGCCGUCGCAGAUCUGAACGGUCGUCUCGACAUCUUUGUUGCCAACUCCGGUGUCCCGUGGACCCAAGGCCCCAUGAUUGAUGCCCCCCUCGAACAAUACAAAGACGUCAUUCAAACGGACCUCGAUGGUGUGUACUACUGCGCCAAAGCUGCCGCAAAGCACUGGCGACGCCAGAAGCUGGAAGGGACGGAUGUUGUUGGGAAACCGUUGGACAACUUCAAUCGCGGAAGCUUCAUUGCGACGGCUUCUCCAGAGCUGGCGUCAUUCACCCCCUAA